AUGAAUUAUACAAUUGAGGAUCAUAUUGCUAUUGAAAAACACAUUACUCUUGAAGAGGAGGAUGUUGAAAAGAAAAGACAUGUUGUUAUUGCUUUUGAAGCUAAUGUCGCUGCUACUGAAAAA
Messenger RNA from Funneliformis geosporum, 123 nucleotides. The record is from the annotation of a GenBank genome assembly. Lineage: Eukaryota; Fungi; Glomeromycota; Glomeromycetes; Glomerales; Glomeraceae.